This is a messenger RNA of Pocillopora verrucosa, 5248 nucleotides long. The record is from RefSeq and is a predicted model, not a curated record. Lineage: Eukaryota; Metazoa; Cnidaria; Anthozoa; Scleractinia; Pocilloporidae.
AACAUGUCAGCUUCCGCACCGUUGCCCUUAGCCAGCUCCCCAGAGAAGACAAAUGGAUCCAAGUUGAGCAGACUUCUCAUCGAUGGUGGAACAACAGUGUUGAGGAUCAUCUUUGAUGGCUAUCUCCCACCGGCAAGGCUGUCUGCUGGACUUAACGCCCACUCUUUUACCCUGAAUUCUCUCCUUGGGAAAAAGGUUCUGCGUGCAGCUCAGUGGGACAAACUAUUCCCACCUGAUGGAGCAGCACCAGACUCUCAGACGUUUGAUAUCACUCUCCUAUUUCUCCUUCUCACCAACAUUUGCGGACUAUCUCCUCCUCGCUCAGGGUGGCAUUCAAAGCCAUCUCCGGGUGACAACUCUCUUGAAGCAAAUCUUGCCCGUGUGAAGUUCUUCCGCAAUGAGUUGUAUGGCCACGUCACUAGCACUGGCAUUGACACGCCCACUUUCUCCUCACUAUGGAAAGAAAUUAGUGCUGCUCUGGUUGCUCUUGGGUUGGAUCAAAAGGAAAUCGAUAAACUGAAAGAAGAAAAGUGUGGCGCGGAAGAUUAUCUUGACGUUUUGGUUAAAUGGGUUCAAAGUGAAGAAGAAAUCAAAUCUUAUUUGACGAAACUGCGUCGAUCUCAGAGCACAACACAGCGUAGUAUUGAAGAGGUACGUCAAACCCAACUAGAAGAUCACAAAACGCAUCAAGAUAGCAGGUCCAUGAUAGGAGAAGUGCAUCGAUCUCAGAGCACAACACAGCAUCGUAUUGAAGAGGUACGUCAAACCCAACUAGAAGAUCACGAAAAGCUUCAGGAAAGCAUGUCAGUGCUAGGAAAAGUGCAUCAGACUCAGACGAAAAUGCAAAGCACCAUUCAGGGCGCUGCUAGAAGCCAAGACGAGCGUUUAGAAAGUUUGCAAACAGAUGUACAGGAAAUGAAGGUAGCCGUUGGAGAACUUAGCAAAGGAAGAAACUCAGGCAGCCAAGGAGAUGAGGUCCUGAGGAACCUCGUUAAGUCUGAAUUCAAAGGAGACAUCGAGUUUCACGUCCAACGUUUUCAAGAAGACACCCGUGAGUGGGUGUUUAGCAAAGUCGAAAACUGGUUAGACGACAGAAACUCUCAAAACCGGGUGAUGGUUAUAUGUGGAAACGCAGGAAUGGGGAAAUCUGUCAUUUCCGCCGUUGUUUGCAAGAAAAUGCAAGUGGCUGGCCGUCUAUGCGGAAGUCACUUCAUUCAACAUAACAACGUCCGUUACCGGAAGCCUCAGUUAAUGCUUCAAUCCUUGGCUUGUCAUAUGUGCCAUGCCCUGCCAGAGUUUAAGCUAGCUCUUGUAGAAAAGUUGACAAGAAAUACGGGUAAGGAUCUCAACGAUAUGGGGGUUGAGGAGUUAUUCGCCUUUCUCUUUAAAGAGCCUCUCAGCAGCGUAGAGGACCCUGGAAGGAACAUGCUAAUAGUUAUAGACGGCCUGGAUGAAAGUGAAUAUCACGAUCGGAAUGAGUUACUUGAGGUCAUUGCCGAUCACUUUUGCAAGCUUCCAAUGUGGAUUCGAUUUCUUGUCACAAGUCGACCCGAGAGGAACAUUGCAAAAAUAUUAAGACAUUUGCAACCGUUUCAGCUGGAAGCAGAGGAUGAGCAAAAUCAAAAUGACAUUAAGUGCUUCAUUGGAAAGAAAUUAGAAUGCAUACCAGAAGCAGAAAACACGAAUGACAUUGUGGAAUAUCUAGUUGAAAAGUCGGAAGGGCUCAUGUUGUAUGCUAACUUUCUUCUUUUAUACAUCGAAGAGAAUCCAUCAGUUCUUAAACAAGGAGACGAAAAGGGAAACUUACCGUUAGGAAUUUCUUCAGUAUACCAUCGCUAUUUCAAAAGGUUGGAGAGUGAGCUCAUGACUGAGCUCGGCAUCAAUGAAGAUUCUUUUUUGAAUUUCCUUUCUGCUCUUGCCGCAUCGAUAGAACCCUUGCCUAUCGACUUUGCUUCUCGACUGUUGCUUUCAAGUACUACCGCAAAAGUUAGUAAACGGAAACUUUUGAAAGCUAUAAACAGUGUUUCCUCACUUCUUCCCGUUCGAAGUGACCGUCUUUACAUUUUUCACAAGUCCAUUAAAGAUUGGUUAACAGAUGAAUGUUGUUACGGGGCGCAUGACUUCAUCGUUGACGAGAGAGAAGGCCAUCGUAUACUUUCAGAACUUUGUGCUGCUGAAUUUGACAUUCUGGUGCAAAAACGAGUAACGAAAUCUCUGAGUGACGCGCGGUUUAAUGACAAGACAAGGUAUGCCCUACAACAUGGUGUUCGACACAUGUUAGAGGUCGACGAGGAUACAAGAAGAGACGGCAUUGAGGACGUUGUGAGGAAGUAUGUGAUAAACCAAGAGCUUGUCUAUGCAAAGCUGUGUGUGAAUAAUACAGUGGCGACGGAAGAUAUUGUUUGUGUUCUAAACGAAGAGAGCUUCAACUCGUUGAGUGGAGAAACGAAAGGUUCCCUGGAGGAUUUGCUGUUCAUUCUGCGAAAGAACAGUUGGUCGCUGAUGGAGCAUCCGCAUGUUAUCUUACAGUCUAUGGUGAACGAGAGAAAAUCAGUGCUAUCUUCAGAAGCUAAGAACCUCUUGAGUGGGAAAUAUUAUGAAAUAUCGUAUAUGGAGCUGGUCAACAAGAAUCAACAACACUCAGUUGUGGAAGCUAAAUUUUUCUGUUCAUCGUAUGUGCUUUGUUUCGAUAUUUCACCAGACCAGGAUUAUAUGGUGUGUGAAUGUGCUAAUCAAGAGAUUCAGCUGUGGUCGCUGAAGACGAGUAAAAGACAUUGGAGAAAUCGUGUCUCAGAGAAGAAAAAUUGCUUCAAACCUCUUGAUUAUGAAGAACCUUACAGCAAUUUUGGCGAAUUUGAUUAUGAAGCAGAAACACUUUCCAUGACGGUUUCAUUUUAUCGAUCUGUUGCCUUUCAUCCAGAUGGAAAACAUAUAUUUCCUGGAAACCUAUCCACAGUUUAUACCAUUGACGGGAAACAGAAAGAGCUUUUCAGCACGAGUAAUUGUAGAUUUUCUGUGUGUACAUUAUUAGGGGACAACAUUGCGAUGCUUACAGACUGUCCAAACAAUUCCAAAUGCUUAGUCAUUUGGAGUCUAGAUACUGGGAAAGAAAUGUCUCGUAUCACCAGAAAUGAAGACAUUGUCUGUUUUCAGUGCUCUCCGGAUAAAAAUCUUCUGGCUGUCUCCCACUCCACAGGCUUACUAUGUCUGUUUGAUGUACAGAAUAGACUAACUGAGUUAGGAUCCAUAUCAGCAACUUCACCUUGGGGAUUUUUGACUUUCUCCAUGGAGAGUGAUGCUCUUGUUGGCCUGUGCAGAGACCCAUUUGGUCAGAUCCGUUUUCGCUGCAGAAUUACUGAUAAUGAAAUUUCCAAAAAAGUCUUAAGUGACUUAAGUGAAGAAGACGUUAGAUUCGUGCGGUUUCACCCCGACAUAUUCGAGCGACCAUUCCUCGUUGGAGAUGCCACAGGAAGUUUGACGUCGGCCUUGUCGAGAGUUAUUCCUUUCGGGGAAACCGGAUUGCUAAUGAGGUUAACAAGCGAACGUGCAUUAUUAAGUAGCCCAACUCUUCCACACGUGAGUUUGAUAAAUCUCGCUGAAAUUCAAAAAGCCGAAAUAAGGUCAGACACGCACGUUGGGAAUGUUGCUUUCUCUACUGAUGGUGAGAAUGUGUAUGUAGUGAGUCAGUGUCCACCAACAGUGACUGUAAGGGAAUAUUCAAGUUGCAUUCCAAAAGCAGAAAAAAACUACGAGACUUUCCCUUCGAUUUUACCUGUGAAAGAUGGUGUUAUUGUUUUGGACGAUACAGUUGAGUUUUGGGACGUUGAAUUGACGGAGUGUAAACGUCGGUGGGACAAGUUACAAGGGAUUAAGUUGCUACCUAUAUCAGAAGAACAAGUAGUUUGUUUGACCAAAGAUUACACCGUUGUUGUCCUAUCUAUCUCAGAUGGUCGUUCCAAGAUCAUUGGAAAUGUAAAAGGGAGGAAAAUCCUUGCGAUGAACAAAAAAUUCCAAAUGAUAACUUAUCAACCUACAGAGAAAUUCUGGUACUUUCCGGAGUACGCUGUUCACCUCUCAGACGCCUCGUUUUCAUCGUCUCACAAAAUUCUGUCGUUUUAUAUCGACGAUGAAGGCUGCCCACCAGCAGGCUUAUUUUCUCCCAAAGGAGAUCUCAUUGUUCUAUGGACCUCCGAUAUCGUAGAUAUCUUCAAUGCAACCUCAGGGAAACUACAGCUCAAGUUACCCGAACAGGGUGGUAUAGUGGAUCUUAAAUUUAUCACGAACCGAGUGUUGAUGGUCUGUUCAAGGGAGAAUGUUGGUAACUUUCUUCGAAUGUUCGAUGUAAAUUCAGGGGAUCAUUUGGCUACGUUAGAUAUUGAAGAACCUUUUUGUCUUGGCGUUUGCCUGAACAGUUUACGUGUUGCCGUGGGCCUGCGUGGUUCGGAUAUAAAGCUCAUCCAGGUACACCUUCCGAGAAGCAGACGACUUCCUCAUGAGUGAGAAGAUGCUGGCCUUGUUUGCACGAGCUAUGACGAAAUCUGGUGCGGUGCAGCUCAGAAAGACGAUUUACUGCAAUAUAAUGACGACUAUUUUUUUUCAGACUGCGCUUGUGCUCGGUAGAGGGUGCUUUAAUCUAGCCCAAAAAAACCAAAACUUCCAACCAAUUUACGCUCACCGUGCACAAUCAUUUACGCCUAAGAUUUACUGUGCUAUCUCUUGCGACUAAAACAUCUUUCUGAAUAUCUUGUAAAUAUAUGUUAUGCACUAUUUUUCACGUGUUUUGAACUCAUCAGUUACAAACCAUUUUAUUCUAUAUUGGAAUAGUUUUCGUUUGCAAGGAAUCUUCCUGAACGGUACUUCAGUAACAUUUAUAGUCAAGAACUUUAAUUAUUUCUUGUACAAAAUUGUUUUGUGUUCGUUAUUUCUGCUUUGAAGGUGUCAGUAUGCAAUUUAUGAGUUCGUUUCCUCAUGUAGAGAGCUUCCAUUGAUUCUUUCCAAUUUUGUUUGCUAAAGAACGAGGGUGAUACACACCAAGAACAUGGAAGCCUAAAAGUGAAACAGAAUUUUAUUUGUAAAGAUAAAUCGUAAUUUCCUUUUCUUUGAAAGAACGUUUUUUAACUCUGGAGUAAAGGAGUUACAGAAAAUGUACAAAAACUUCCGGAUCGGGAGAGCUUUUUAAACGCUGGAUUAAAAUAUUUGCAGAAAAUGCACCAAAACUUCCGGAUCGGGAGACACUCAGAGAAGUCUU